Messenger RNA from Pipistrellus kuhlii (Kuhl's pipistrelle), 1261 nucleotides. RefSeq names its product ring finger protein 186 (gene RNF186). Gene Ontology annotation, biological process: proteasome-mediated ubiquitin-dependent protein catabolic process; protein K29-linked ubiquitination; protein K63-linked ubiquitination. Gene Ontology annotation, molecular function: ubiquitin protein ligase activity. The record is from RefSeq and is a predicted model, not a curated record. Bases 192 to 962 code for a protein of 256 amino acids. Lineage: Eukaryota; Metazoa; Chordata; Mammalia; Chiroptera; Vespertilionidae. The transcript has a single exon. Gene Ontology annotation, cellular component: endoplasmic reticulum membrane.
CGAAGGGGCAACACAAGCCCAGAGGCAAGCGGGGCAGUCCUGGAGAGCGGGGCCAGACGGCUGCUGUCACCAGGCGCCUCGCAGAAGGACCAGGAGGCUGACCCGCCAUCUGAGGUCAGACUAGGUCCCCGCAGCGCCUGGUCCAUGCCCAGGCCCUGAGCUGCCCCGUCCCGCCGGCCCCCCUGCCCAGAAUGGCCUGCCCCGAGCCCCCCCAGCAGCCAGCCGCCCACCAGCCCCAGCCCAUCUUGGCAGGAACCACCAUCACGGGCACCGUUGGGGGACAUCGAGGCUCCGCGGGCCCGGACCUGGAGUGCCUGGUGUGCCGGGAGCCCUACAGCUGUGCCCGACGCCCCAAGCUGCUGGGCUGCCAGCACUCCUUCUGUGCCGUCUGCCUGAAGCUCCUGCUGUGCCCGCAGAACGACAGCUGGUCCGUCACCUGCCCGCUGUGCCGCCAGGCCACCGCCGUCCCCGGGGGCCUCAUCUGCAGCCUGCGUGACCAGGAGGCCCUGGUGGGCCGGCUGGCCCGGCCGUGCCCAGAAGUGUGGCUCUGUCCUCAGGAGCUGGUGUCUCCCACCGCCGCUGCUGCCGCCUUCACAGCAGGGCACCCCGGCUUGGCCGGAGGGGAUGGGCAGGACGUGGCCAGUGCCAACCGCGUGGCAGCCCGGCGCCUGGUGGCACACCUGCUCCUGCUGGCCCUGCUCAUCGUCCUCAUCCUGCCCUUCAUCUACCCCGGCCUCAUGCAGUGGACGCUCACCUUCAUCAUCGCGCUGGCCCUGCUGGUGGCCUCCCUCUUCUGCUGUCACCCCUGCAGCAGGGGCCGCGGCCGGCCGGCCCCCAGGACCCUCUUCUGCGGGGAGCAGAAACACAGCGAGGUCUCCUCCGUGGCCUGCGUGCGCCCCGUCCAGGCACCCACAGCGCCUUGUGCCUCUGCAGCCCCCGUAUUCUCACAGGGAACGGGGUAAGGGACUGUGAAGGAAGGAUGCUCCCUCGGGAGACGGAAUGCCGGCCAGACUUGCAAUAAAGCCAGAUGCUGUCUCGGGUCCGGAACUUGGACGACAGACCUAUGCCUGCCCCGGGGAUGGCAUGGCUGAGCUGUUCGGGGUGAAGAGGAGACACAAAUGACUUGAACCCUGCAUGGGGGCCUCCUGUCCCGCUGACUCAGUGCUCCGGGUUUUCCUUCCCAUACCUUGAGGAAAGUAGUGCAAUAUGAACGUGUUGAAGGACAAAUAGAACCAGAACGCCGCUUUUACCGUUUUGUGAU